Molecule: messenger RNA, 789 nt
Organism: Ilex paraguariensis (yerba mate)
Lineage: Eukaryota; Viridiplantae; Streptophyta; Magnoliopsida; Aquifoliales; Aquifoliaceae
Source: the annotation of a GenBank genome assembly
AUGGCUCAUUUGAAGUCAUUAGCUUUCAGUGCUUUGCUGGUUUCGACCUUUUUUAUGGUUUCCCAAAGCCGAGUGGCAAGAAAAGAUCUGAAUUUGGACUUGGGUAAUGUAGGGCUUGGGCUUGGAAUAGGCCUUGGAUUGGGAGGUGGGAGUGGUUCGGGUGCGGGCGCAGGCUCUGGCUCGGGCUCAGGGUCUAGUUCAAGUUCUAGCUCUAGCUCGUCUUCAUCAUCAUCGAAUUCGGGUUCUGGCUCGGAAGCAGGCUCGUAUGCUGGCUCGAGAGCAGGGUCAGGGUCAAGUGGUAAUCGAGGAGGAGGAAGCCGUGGCCAAGGUUCGGGGCAUGGGUCUGGUUCUGGAUAUGGCGAAGGGUCGGGAGAGGGAUCUGGCAGGGGAAGCGGGUAUGGUGAAGGUGGCGGGUAUGGGUCAGGUUCCGGUGGGGUUUAUAAUCUGUUGUGUUUGGAAUUUGAGGCAGUGGGGGUGUUGAACAUUUUCGAUUAUUUGAUUGCUAAUGAUGGCGAAGAUGAAAGUUUCAUCAACGAAAUGAACAAGGCUUUGAUAAUUGAUGAACCCAUUGAUUACCUCAAGCAGCUUCAACUUCAGCUUAAGGUGCAGCUUGAUGAGAGGGACUUGGAUUUCAUCUCGAUGCUCGGUGGUCUUUUGAUUUCGCGGUUGGUGGAUUCGAGUUUAUCUCACAAGAAUGCUUUGCAAAGGUGUAUUGAGCAUGCAAAGCUUUGGCUUUUGAAGUCUGAUCAGCCCAUUGAAGCAAAUUCGGCCAUUACUUGUAUGAAUUAG